ACGCUGCAGGUCAGCCUGAGGAAGAGUCGGGACAAAUGAGAGAGGGUCUGUUCGCCCUGCAUCAGCGGCGAGGGGCCAUCAAACAAGCCAAAGUUCACGUUGUCAAAUGUCACGAGUUCAGCGCCACCUUUUUCCCUCAACCCACCUUCUGCUCCGUCUGCAAAGAGUUUGUCUGGGGUCUAAACAAGCAGGGGUACCAGUGCAGACAGUGCAACGCAGCUAUUCACAAAAAAUGCAUAGACAAGGUUAUCGCCAAAUGCACUGGUUCCGCCAUCAACAGCAAAGAAACAAUGAUCCACAAGGAGCGCUUCAAGAUCGACAUGCCGCACAGGUUUAGAGUGUACAACUACAAAAGUCCAACGUUCUGUGAACACUGCGGUACUCUGCUCUGGGGGCUCGCCAAGCAGGGGCUCAAAUGUGAGGAAUGCUGCAUGAACGUCCAUCAUAAAUGCCAGAAGAAAGUAGCCAACCUAUGCGGGAUCAACCAGAAACUCAUGGCUGAAGCUCUGGCCAUGAUCGAGACUAAACAGCAGGCCAGAAGCUCCAGGGACACUGAAAUGGAAAUCAUCGGCAGAGAGGGUCCAGUCAGUGUCGACCAGCCGGGGGUUAUCAGAGCUCCGUCUGGGUUAGUAACGUCCACAGCUACACCUGCAAACAAAGAGAUGCAGGGUGUUUCAUGGGAAGGACCGGCAGACAGGAGCAUCACUGAGGCGCUGAAAGAAGAAGAGCCUCUGUACGCCGUCCCAAAGAAGGACCAACCCAGAUUCACCGUCAAUGACUUCAUUCUGCACAAGAUGCUCGGGAAAGGCAGCUUCGGCAAGGUAUUUUUAGCCGAGCUGAAGAGAAGUGGGAAUUUUUACGCAGUGAAGGCUCUGAAGAAGGACGUGGUGCUGAUGGACGAUGACGUGGAAUGCACCAUGGUGGAGAAGAGGGUCCUCUCUUUAGCCUGGGAAAACCCUUUCCUCACACACCUUUACUGCACCUUCCAGACCAAGGAAAACCUGUUCUUUGUCAUGGAGUAUUUGAACGGAGGGGAUCUCAUGUUCCAUAUCCAGAGCUGCCACAAAUUUGAGUUGCACAGAGCCACAUUCUAUGGAGCAGAAAUCAUCUGUGGGCUUCAGUUCCUGCACUCCAGAGGAAUAAUUUACAGGGAUCUGAAGCUGGAUAAUGUGCUGCUGGACUCUGAAGGUCACAUAAAGAUCGCAGACUUUGGCAUGUGUAAGGAGAACAUGCAGAACGACACCCUGACCUCCACCUUCUGUGGGACGCCUGACUACAUAGCUCCUGAGAUACUGCUGGGUCAGAAGUACAACAGCUCAGCAGACUGGUGGUCAUUCGGGGUUCUGCUCUACGAGAUGCUGAUCGGGCACUCUCCAUUUCACGGCCAAGACGAAGAGGAGCUGUUUCAGUCUAUACGGACCGACAACCCCUUUUAUCCCCCCUGGCUCUCCAAAGACUCCAAAGACCUUCUGAUCAAGCUGUUUGUGAGGGAGCCUGAGGAGCGCCUUGGACUGAAGGGAAACAUCCGACAGCACAAGUUCUUUAGCAGCACCGACUGGAACAACCUGGAACAACGCAAGGUGGCACCGCCCUUCAAGCCAACUAUAUCAUCCCCCAGUGACUGCAGUAACUUUGACAAAGAGUUUAUCAACGAGAAGCCACGACUGUCUUGUGCCGACCGUACGCUCAUCAACAGCGUUGAUCAGACGAUGUUCAAGAACUUCUCCUUCGUGAACCCGGGGAUGGCCCGCCCGGCAGCACGCUGAGCACUGGACAAAACAACCUACUACAUUACAAACAAGUCGCUCACACACAACCAGCACUUACUGAAACUGAAAUGGACUGCAGAGACUUUAGACUGUGAAUGUCACAAAACUCAACUGUAUCUGUAAUUAUGAUGAUAACCACUAAAGUGUGUGUCCUCAGUGUAAGUCACAGACAUGGCUACUAUGACAGUAUAUGGGUCUUAACUCUUAAGUCUCUCCAUUUAAAAUAGUGUUAAAAUAAAACUAAAAUAUCCACAAAAAGCCUUUGGUAAUCUCAUCUUCUGGUAUCAGACAAAGAGGCCCAGAACACAUACCAAGAAGUCCGUUAUACUCACACACAAUUCAUCAAGUGGCAUAUACUGUAUAUCACCUAUAAAUCUUGCCUUUGCGCUCAUGAAGGUGUGUUUCUAAAUAAAAAGGUGUUGUAAAAAUCUUACGGAGCUUCGUAGUAAUAUGUGAGGGUAAAGUUCUUAAAAUAAAAGCAAACAAAACAUGUGGUUACAGAUAAUUAGUGUUAUUGUUUUCUUUCCUGUCUUAUUCCCUAGCCUGAUGAGUAUUUUACCUCCAUGUUCGAUACAGAUGUUAAAAUGUGUUGUGUAAAUAAAUGUAACGUCAUUCUGUCGAUAUACUGGACUGUCAGUUGGAUGGAUAUACGUUAGUGUGUAGCAGGAUUUAGUUUACAUGUAUUUUCUUAUUGAACCUCAGGAGGUUUUAUUGAUGCUAUAUUUUGGAUCAGGUACUUAGAUCAGCUGCAUACUGUAGUUGUUAUUGUUCUAUUCAUUGUGAAUCAUGUCUAAUAAAAUAUGAGGUUUGUA
This is a messenger RNA of Notothenia coriiceps (black rockcod), 2581 nucleotides long. It is a transcript of the gene prkcq, whose product is annotated as protein kinase C, theta. Lineage: Eukaryota; Metazoa; Chordata; Actinopteri; Perciformes; Nototheniidae. The record is from RefSeq and is a predicted model, not a curated record. Gene Ontology annotation, molecular function: ATP binding; diacylglycerol-dependent serine/threonine kinase activity. Gene Ontology annotation, biological process: protein phosphorylation. The transcript is spliced from 14 exons. The annotation marks the transcript as partial.